AUUCCCAAACAGAAGGAACAAGAAAAAUGUUACUACAUUUGUGCAAAAUCAAUUAGAAUAGGAAACAAAGAGGGGAUGAUUCUGAUCGAGAAUUAGAAAAAAAAGACAACCCAAUACGAAGAACAAUAGUAAGAAUGUUUAAAGUUCCCGAUUGGUAUCUGACCGUGUCAAGGCGACUAUCAGACGUAUUUGAUGAAAUUGGGGUGAAUGAGAAGAUGUUGAUGAAGAGAAGGAGAUCAUUCUUACUGGAUGAGACUACACAGGCUAUCUGGGAAAGAUUGUUACCAACGAAGUCUUUGUUUUAUUUUCUCGGUAGUCAACCAGAGGGAACAACAACUACAGGACUUAACUCAGACUUCGAUCAAGUUGUUUGUUAUACUGGCAGAGUUAUCAUACAGGACAUGUCUGAAUGGACUCCCGAAGCUGACACUCAUCUAAUGAUUCAAGAUGAAAAAACACAACCCGGAUAUUGUCGUCUACAGAAGCUUAGAGAUGAUGCUCCACUUCCUGUUAUUGGGGAAUAUGGGAACUAUUAUGUUAAAGAUACACAUGGAAGGGUAUUGUACAAAAACACAAAUCUUAAUGCAUUCCCUCUUGCGGGUCACCGGCAAGGACCAGCGCAGUCAACAAAAGGACAACUCGGUUGUAUAGACACAGAUACAGUACUUGCCCUUCCAUUGAAAUCCUUGCCACAAGAAGUUAAAUGUUGGCUAAACCAACAAGUGGGAGGAAGCUUGGUGACAGAAGAUGUUAAAAGGUAUAUAGAAAGAACAAACUAUUUUGUUGUAGGUAUUGGAAACAGGGCCAGUGAAAAUGAAGCAUUUGAAUGGAGAAUAUCUACCACCCUAGCUGAGAGAUGUGUAAUGUUCAAUUUAAAUAUCACUCAGAUUAGGUGCUACAUAUUGAUGAAAAUCAUUCUUAAAACAUACAUAAAUCCUCAUUAUCCAGAUUGUUUAUCAAGUUAUAUGUGUAAAACAGUUUUACUGCACUGUAUAAAGAACAAACAUUCAAGUUUAUGGAAGGAGAAUAAUUUUUUAGCUUGUAUAUCGCAUUGUUUAUUGACAUUACACGAUUGUAUAUUAAGCAAAAUCUGUCCACAUUUUAUCAUCAAAGCAAACAAUCUGAUGGCUGGAAAAUUUUCAUAUCAAGAAAAGAUUCAGUUAGCUAAAUUAACGUCAAAUCUGAGACAGAACAUUGACAAUGCAAUCCUUGGAAUUCCGAUUGAUGACCUCGGCCUACGUCUGCAGAUAAAGCUACACAUGGUACCAUGGUUACAAUACAAUAUUAAGCCCUCGUUUUAUUUUGGUUUAAAAACUGCUGGUAACUUAUUAUGGAAUACUGCAUAUGGUUCUGAUAGACGGUAUCGUAAUAAAAUACUUAAAAAACUUACCCCAAUAAAUCUGAAUAUGAGCAAUCACUUUUUAUUCAAUAUUAUGUUGCACUUAAUAAGAAACUUUAGAAAAGGUAGCAAGUGGGAGAAGACAGCAUGUCAACAAUUGAUUCCUCAAUUCUGCACAACAAUAGGAUCUCUGACAGCUUCAUACAACAUUCAACAAAAUAACACUGUUUCUCCUCAAGCACUUACGUGGUUUUCAGCAGGACUGGACACUGAUGUUGCAUCUAGCAGACUGAAACUUGCUUCUGUAUACUAUUGUAUAGGCGAUAUGGAAAAUGUAGCUCAUAUUCUUGGGCAUAUUGAAAAAUGUUACUCUGACCUUGUAGCAGCUGUGUGUAGCUGCUAUAACUUUAAUAACGUUAAUGUAAAUAUAGGAUUCUGUUCAAUUUCCAGUCAAAGCAAUGAAGAAGCUACCGGACAUGUUAUUGCAUUUUGCGUACGAUUCUUGCCUUCUGAAUUUAACUGUGUACCAUAUGAACUUCAGUAUGAAAUGUUUAGAUCUACUGAAGAUGAAAUACUUCACAGGAAUAAAAUAGAAGAUUUCUGGAUGGACUGGGCCGUUGUUGAUUCUCUUCCUUAUCUAUAUUUCCUACAGUAUAAAACAUUUGGUCAACUACAUAGAAAUGAGGAUCAGAAACACGCUCUGAGAAACCUUGAAUGGGCUAUUUAUACACGACAAAAUCUUGGCCACAAAGACACAGCAUUCAAUCUGCUAGGGCAGUGUAUGGAACGGGAGAAUCGGCCUGCAGAUGCUAUCCGUUGCUAUAUGAUGUCUUUGAAUAUCAGACCUAGGAACAAUGUAGCAAAAAUCCAUAUUUGUGUGUUACUGUCUAAAUUUAUCUGCAAUAAUAUGUAAAAAAAAAUCAAGCAAAGUUUUUUGUUGGGUUCACGCCGACACAAUUAUAGGUCACAUGGCAAUUUUCCAGCUUUUCAUGGGGAUGAAAUACCCCAAGUGCCCCAUCCAGGCUUUGUUAUAAGCACGAGCAGGCACCAAGGUAGAACCAACAACCUUCUCCAAGGCAGCUGAAUGACUUUCUAGAUGACCGUCUGGAUGACCUUCUCUCUUGAAAGAAUUCUACGUCCCAAGUGAAGGCUCGAACCCACAGUAGUGUGGGGAAGGUGAUACGAAGGCUCGAACCCACAGUAGUGUGGGAAAGGUGAUACGAUGACUCGAACUCACAGUAGUGUGGGGAAGGUGAUACGAUGGUUCGAACCCACAGUAGUGUGGGGAAGGUGAUACGAUGGUUCGAACCCACAGUAGUGUGGGAAAGGUGAUACGAUGGCUCGAACCCACAGUAGUGUGGGGGAGGUGAUACGAAGGCUCGAACCCACAGUAGUGUGGAGAAGGUGAUACGAAGUCAAUGGCCUUAGCUACUCGGCAUAGGAGACACUCUAAGCAAGUGCAAUGCAUUGAUAACUGGUAUUAGAAAUUUUAUCACGUUGCUUCAACUGUCAUAAUAAUAUCUUUAAACUGAAUGAACUAGAAUAUUUGAAGAAUAAAAGGAGUCAUUAUCUAAUAAAAUACAAGUAAGAGUAUCUUAGUAAAAUCGGAUGGUUAUCCCGUCUCUACGCAAAAUAUUCUAUGACUGUCAGGGAUAGGUUCGAAAACGCGUCAACGUUAUAGUUGUUAAUUCUUUUCUCGAAUUGAAAUAUGCAACAAUCAAACAUCUUAUAUUGAAUAUACUGACUAUGUGAUUAUACAUAAAAUCUAUUUCGAUAGCUGUUUAAAUUAAUUUAACAUAAAAUUAUAAGCCUAAUAGGGCUUAAACAUUUACUUCAAUUUCCUAUUUCCUAGUAAAACCCUGUUUUCACGGAGAUUAAAUGCAUUGGGAUACAUUAUUUUCUCAAAAAGACCCAUAUAGUAAAUUUCGGAGUGGCAUUAAAUAAAUUAAUUGCCCGUCUGCUUAGAUAAAUAGGGAGAGGGCAGACUAUAGAUCGUCGGGUCGUGAAUUCGAACUCCGGGCGAGAUAUGUGUUUAUUGAAAACAUUGUACCUGAAAUAAUUCGUUCUCUACCUCAGACGAAUGUGGAAAAGUUGGUAGUAACUUGCGUAGUAUCUUUUUUUGUAACUUCAUCAAUUUAAUGUUAGCUAAACGAUACUUUACAGCUCAUAACCAGUUUUUAUAAAAUUCCAAAUUUACGACUAACUUCACACAACUUAGAAAGUGCUUUCAUUUGCUAUUUAUUGUAAAGAAAAUAAAACAAAACGUUAUUCA
Messenger RNA from Mercenaria mercenaria, 3611 nucleotides. RefSeq lists its product as uncharacterized. Lineage: Eukaryota; Metazoa; Mollusca; Bivalvia; Venerida; Veneridae. The transcript has 2 exons. Gene Ontology annotation, molecular function: protein binding. The record is from RefSeq and is a predicted model, not a curated record. Bases 135 to 2252 code for a protein of 705 amino acids.